AGGACAACCGGGUACACCGGCCGCCGCCGGUUUGUCGAAUUGCGCGUCUUCCCAAAACGUCGGUUCCAGACGACUGGUACUUGUAUAAGUAUGGGCCGAGACUAUAGCCAGGGAUCCUAGUUCAUAAGGGUCCAGGGGGGAUUAAUCCAGCUCGAAGAUGUCCACUUCUACUACUCAACUUGAAAGUCUCCUCAUUGGUGACGACGUAUCCUACUAUUACUUUGACAGCGGUGCCGUCCCUGGAAACACAUAUACGACCUUGGUCUUUAUCCAUGGCAUGGGUUUCAAUGGAGGUGUUUUCAGGAAGCUUUUCCCUCUGGCUGCUGCCCACCGUCUCCGCAUAGUCAGCCUAUAUAGGCGUGAUUAUGAUCCCACCACUAGCUUCCGUGAUGCAGACUUGGCUGGUCUUACAUCCGGUACGGCGGAGGGACAGGAGGGUUUCUUUCGCAGCCAAGCCAUCGAGAUCGCUACUUUCCUUGUCACAUUUGCCCGCCAGCAAAACAUUUCGCCGGCACAAGGCACCAGCGGUGGAAUCGCGCUCAUCGGGUGGUCUUUAGGGUCGUUGUUCACACAUGCUGUUGUGGCCUACCUCGACGCCUUGCCAUCUGAUGUUCUUUCUGACCUUGAGAAGUAUCUCCAUACUAUGCUUUCUCAUGAUUUGUCUUCAAUGUUUCUUGGUCUACCACGUCCCCCAUUGCACAAUAUCGACCUACCGUUAAAGAUGGACGUCAAAUACAAAUUCAACCUUUUCUAUGAAGGGGUGACGGCGUACUUUCCGCACAAGAGUGUCACUUCGGGCAACAUCGAUGAUCUCGAGUUCAACAAAUUCUCGGACAAGACUCACACCAUGCAUGAGCUGUCUUCAGAGGAGCUCGCAGAGCUCACAUCUGUCAAGAAUUUCGGUGGCUCCGAUUCACUAAUCGUCCGUAGUCAACAAGACGUAUUCAAGACCUUAGCAAGACGUGCGAUAUUCAACACGGCCUUGGCGCAGAGGUUCCUCCCCAACCUACGUGUCAGGUACAUGAGCGGUGGAGCGAGUCCUGGUGCAUUAGUGUGGGCGUUAUAUGAUCUAGGGAAGUGUUUGGCUGACCCCAAGCCAACGUAUGGGCCUGAUGCCGAAAUGGCGAGAGAUGUUAAAUUAAAAUUCCAGACUGAAGGAAACCACUUCGUUUUUUGGGACGAACCAGAGGCAGCCCUUGAUCAAUACAUUGCUACAAUCAACCUUUAGAAAUACUAGACCCAUUUUGCUGCACAUAUCCAAUUGUUCUUCAACAUCACCGUCUUUCAUACCGUGUAGUUAGUAACGGCCCGCGGCAUGUUGUAACGCUCGUAAAAGCCUAGUUAUUGAUUCGUCACCUAAACGACGAAUCAUAUAUGUAUCAGGCACAUUCUCUCUAUUCUUUCCUCAGUAUUCCUUGACAUUCUAUUGGCUCAUUACUACGGUAUAUAAAGUAGAACUCGUAGUAGAAGAUAGUUAGUUGAUCUUUCACC
Suillus paluster is the source of this 1491-nucleotide messenger RNA. RefSeq lists its product as uncharacterized. The record is from RefSeq and is a predicted model, not a curated record. Bases 158 to 1228 code for a protein of 356 amino acids. The transcript has 3 exons. Lineage: Eukaryota; Fungi; Basidiomycota; Agaricomycetes; Boletales; Suillaceae.